AUGGUCAUCGCCGCCGCCGCCGUCUUCGGAUUGCUUGUGAAGGAAUUCUACUCUUGGUAUCGGCUGUCUCAUGUCCCUGGGCCGUUCUGGCAUGGAAUCACUGGGUUCUCGAUGGCGCGAGCUGCGCUGAAUGGAUCCGUUCAUGAAUAUUACAUGGAACUGCAUGAGAAAUACGGCCCCUUGGUUCGUAUUGGGCCCAAUACUGUCAUGUUCAGCGACGGCGACACGCUCAAAAAGAUCUCCGGUACUCGCAGUAAGUACAUCAAGGGUGAGUGGUAUGCGGUCGGACGAACCACCCCAGGUGAGGACCAUUUGUUCUCGAUGCGCGACGAGGAGAAGCGCAAGUAUUUGAAGAGCAAAAUGGGACCUGGUUAUUUGGGCUUGGAGAACGGAGGAUUUGAAGCCGGUAUAGAUAAGAAUGUUGCUGCGUUUGUUGACCUCAUCGAUCGCAAGUACAUCUCGACCGCAAAGGACUUCAGACCCAUGGACAUGGCCAGCAAGUCGACCUAUUUUGCGUUGGAUGUCAUCAGCGAUCUCGGUUUUGGCACGCCGUACGGCUUCCUUAAAGAAGACCGAGACCUGUAUCAAUACGUUGCCACGAAAGACGCCUUCUUUCCGGUCAUGAUUACGAUGGGAAACGUGCCGUGGUUGGCAACGCUUAUGCACAGUUGGCCUCUGAAUCUAGGAUUGCCAAAGUCAGGGGACUCUGCUGGGUUCGGGGCGCUUAUGGGGUUUGCUAAAACCUUUGUUGAUGGACGGCUGGCUCCUGACACGAAGCCCGGCCGAGACAUGAUCCAGUCAUUUAUCAAUGCUGGUCUAACGAGGGAAGAGCUGGCACAGGAAGUCUACGUUGAAACUAUUGCUGGUUCUGACACCACAGCAACGGCAAUCCGCAUGACGCUUCUGUCGCUUCUAUCAAAUCCGCAAGCCUUUACGGCCCUCCGAGCCGAGAUUGAUACCGCCGUCUCCAAGAAGAUGAUCAGUUCUCCGAUCAAAGAUUACGAGGCUAGGUUUAUGCCGUAUCUUCAAGCCGUGAUACGCGAGGGCCUCCGUCUAUACCCACCAUCGACCGGCAUCGUCAGCAAGCAAGUCCCGUCAGAAGGGGAUGUCAUUCACGGAUAUCGGUUGCCCCCUGGGACGCAGCUGGGAGAGAAUGUGUGCAGCAUCGGCCGAUCGAAAGACAUCUUCGGACCAGAUGCACAUCUAUUCAGACCAGAGAGGUGGAUAGAGGCAGCAAUGUCCGAUGACGAAGAAAGAUACAAGGCGAUGAUUUCAACUACCGACAUGGUUUUUGGGUAUGGCAAGUUUUACUGUAUGGGCAGGAACAUUGCGUUGAUGGAGUUGAACAAGAUCUUUGUUGAGCUUCUCCGUAGGUAUGAUUUUGCCAUUGCAAAGCCUGAAAAGCCAAUGAGAUUGUGGAGUGCAGGAUUUUGGAUAACGCAUGAUUUCUGGUUGAAGAUCAUGCAGAGAGGCAGGUGA
This is a messenger RNA of Colletotrichum phormii, 1479 nucleotides long. Its product is annotated as cytochrome P450. The transcript is spliced from 6 exons. The record is from RefSeq and is a predicted model, not a curated record. NCBI's taxonomy places the organism in Eukaryota, Fungi, Ascomycota, Sordariomycetes, Glomerellales, Glomerellaceae. Gene Ontology annotation, molecular function: heme binding; iron ion binding; oxidoreductase activity, acting on paired donors, with incorporation or reduction of molecular oxygen. Bases 1 to 1479 code for a protein of 492 amino acids.